CCUGAGUUUGAGUUGCAGAUGAAUGACUCGAAAACGAAAGUAAAUUCAGCCCUUUGUUCUUCAGAAAAUAUGAAGUUAUUAUUAAGUUAAAUGUAUAAACGUUUUACAUGAAUUUCAGUUUUAGUGUACCGAGAUGAAUUAAUGACAAAAUCAACAAGGCAACCUAGAACUAAAAUCCUCAUAAAUUCAGGUAUGGCACUAUCAAAUGUUCUCGAAAUACCUACAUCGGGAUUUAAUUUCGAGAACGUCGCCAGAAAUGUUGCUCUGGAGGGCCUGCUUGAGGGAGGACAGACCAAGACCCCUAAGCCUAUGAAGACUGGGACCACCAUAGCUGGACUAGUGUGCAAGGAGGGAGUGGUACUGGGAGCAGACACACGGGCCACCUCCGGUGAAGUGGUGGCUGAUAAGAUGUGCGCCAAGAUCCACUACAUCUCCCCCAAUAUAUACUGCUGUGGUGCAGGAACUGCAGCGGAUACAGAGAAGACGACCGACCUGCUCUCCUCCAACCUCACCAUCUUUUCUAUGAACAGCGGCAGGAACCCACGUGUCGUGAUGGCAGUAAACAUACUGCAGGACAUGCUAUUCAGGUACCGGGGCCAGAUAGGGGCCAGUCUAAUCCUAGGAGGGGUGGACUGCAACGGCAAUCACCUCUACACAGUGGGGCCCUAUGGGAGCAUAGACAAUGUGCCAUACCUUGCAAUGGGGUCUGGUGAUUUGGCUGCUUUGGGGAUUCUGGAGGACAGGUUCAAACCUAAUAUGGAGAUGGAGGAGGCUAAGGAGCUGGUCCGGGAUGCCAUCCACUCUGGCAUCAUGAGUGACCUGGGCUCAGGAAACAACAUAGAUAUCUGUGUCAUCACUAAACAGGGGGUGGACUACAUCAGGCCGUACCAGGAGUCAGAGUACAAAGACAAGAGGCAGAAGAGAUACAAGUAUGGCCCAGGUACAACAUCUAUUUUGACAGAGAAAAUAGUCCCUCUGGAGCUGGAGGUAGUGCAGGAGACAGUCCAGCGGAUGGAUACCGCCUGAACAUGACCACUCAGAAACGACAAAGAGAGGCUGGAGACAGUCACACAGAGGCUAAUCACAAUAUUCAGACAUAAAAGAAAUGAUUAAAAGACACCUAAUAAUGACAAGACUUGACUACAAGGAGGUGACACUACAAUGCAAAGCCAUAAAAACCUUGUGACAUAAAGAUCGUAGUUGAAUGAACUGUAGGCAGCGAUACAUUUUGAACAGGUAUAAAAUACCUAAGCUAGUGGGUGAAAUAUUGGAAAGUGAUUGAUUGAAUAAAAAGUCUACAUUCUUUUUCAUGAAAA
Messenger RNA from Oncorhynchus tshawytscha (Chinook salmon), 1316 nucleotides. RefSeq names its product proteasome subunit beta type-7-like. Gene Ontology annotation, molecular function: threonine-type endopeptidase activity. NCBI's taxonomy places the organism in Eukaryota, Metazoa, Chordata, Actinopteri, Salmoniformes, Salmonidae. Bases 142 to 1026 code for a protein of 294 amino acids. Gene Ontology annotation, cellular component: proteasome core complex. The record is from RefSeq and is a predicted model, not a curated record. The transcript has 9 exons.